CGCGCAUUUCGAUGACGUUUCACACACUCUAUAGAAUUCACACGCGAUCAGGACCGUACUUAUUCGUGGAUUGUUUUUAGCAGGUUGAAGAGAGACGUUUACUGAACAUAUUUGUUCUAAACUAGGAUCGAUGUCUUGGGUGAAAGCAGUCCCGUCCUUUGGAGAGGAUGUGUUUGAUGAAGAUAUGGAUGAUGUAAAUCUUCAGCAGAAGGAAUGGAAGAGUAACAUGGAGAAACGGAUCAAGGAUGGAUAUCGAGAUGGUAUGGAUGCAGGCAAAGAGGCUUCGCUUCAGCAUGGGUUCGAUCAGGGUUACAAAGAGGGAGCAUCAAGGAUGGGGGUCAUUGGACAACUCAAAGGAAUUCUCAGUGCCUUGCAGUCAUGGUGCCAGCUUCAAAAAAAAGACUCCAACACCACUGCUAGAGUAAGUCAUCUACUUCAGGAAGUGGACCAGCAGGAGGAACGAAUGACAGAGAAAUUGAAAAAUUGUCAGCAGACCCACAUGGGAGAGUUAACGGACAUCAUUGAAGACAUAGGCAUUGCAAAACCUACACAGGAACCAGACUCUGAAUCUUGCAGCAAUCCCAAAGGGACUGACUAUUGCAAUUCAGGUGGGGAAGCUGGAAAGAACUGUUGCAAGAGUCAAAGCACAAGUUCAGGGUCACACAAAGGGUGUCAGCCAUCAUCAGAAACUGUGAAUGUCACACAACAAAAUCUAGGACAGCUUUUAAGGCAGUGUAUUGAUUUAGUGGGGGAGCUUGGACUUCCAGCAGAGUUGAUGCAACAUAUUCACCAGUUAAUCAGCAUUCCUCUUUAGCACAUAAAUGCAGGACCAUAUUUCUAACUUGUAUAAUAAAGCUCUUAGUAAAGAAUGGUGUUUUUCUCUUUUUUUUUAUAAUUACUCAGUCAUUUGAGUUUGCAAAUCUUCACCUAUCUCUGGUAAUAUCUCCUAAACCAUUUCAUAUAGCAGCUUCAUGUUUGGUUUUUAGAGAAUAAAGACUUGAGGAUAGUGCCUGGUGCUCAUGUAUUCUGUUGUUUUUAUAGGCUGUUUGACUCUCGCACUGUUAACUUCAGGCCCUGUUUUUGACACAAGUGCUUUUUAGUUGGAGAUCAGCUGUAUUCGUAGAUUUUUUUCUCAAUACAGUUCCAUUACAGGUGGUAUCUAGUAGAAAUUUUCACUUACACAUUUUUUUAACAAAUAGAUGCUUUAUGUUCAUUCACAGAAAUUCUCCAU
This is a messenger RNA of Acipenser ruthenus (sterlet), 1231 nucleotides long. Its product is annotated as protein YAE1 homolog. The transcript has 3 exons. The record is from RefSeq and is a predicted model, not a curated record. Bases 131 to 814 code for a protein of 227 amino acids. NCBI's taxonomy places the organism in Eukaryota, Metazoa, Chordata, Actinopteri, Acipenseriformes, Acipenseridae.